This is a messenger RNA of Geosmithia morbida, 969 nucleotides long. RefSeq lists its product as uncharacterized. NCBI's taxonomy places the organism in Eukaryota, Fungi, Ascomycota, Sordariomycetes, Hypocreales, Bionectriaceae. The coding region runs from base 1 to 969 and encodes 322 amino acids. The transcript is spliced from 2 exons. The record is from RefSeq and is a predicted model, not a curated record.
AUGGCCCUGGUCCACUCUCUCGGCGGCGGCUUCGUAGGAAGCCCUCUCGGCCCGCUCCCAGCCUCCCUGGCCAGCCGCGACAGCGAUGAGACGGCUGACGGGAUCGGCCACCAUGUGGGCGUCUUUUCUGCCCUGAGCGACUCCAUCAACCUCGUCAGGAGGGCUGUCGGCUCGUCCUCUGUCGAUGUUGCCGAGUCGGAGCUCGAGGAUAUUCUGUCCAAGUUGCAGGACCUCGAGAACCAGGUCGGCAGUCUGCUCGGCGAGGACGAGGACGGCAGCAGUGUCGAGGUCACGGCGACGACUUCGGUGUCUCUUACUGCUGCUGCUGCUGCUGCUGCCGGCACGGAUAGUGAUAGCGGCGGCAGCGAGGGAAGUAUCUUCAAUUCCACCUCUGUUGAUGCUGACAAGGCACAGGCUACUAUCAGUGGUGGUACGACGACUGCUGGUGCCAGUUCAGGCUCUGCUGCUUCCACCGUGGUGGCUGCUGCUUUGGAGUCAGGCGCUACUUCCGUGACGGGCUCCGCGGCCUCUGCUGCGGCCAUGGCGGUUUCUGCCACCGGCAUCACAAGCUCCGGAACGGCCGUCGCGACCAGCCUGGGGCACCGGUCCACCACGACCAUCACGCGCACCACCACCGUGACACUUACACGGACACUCACGACCCAUCCGGCAACCGAUGCCGCCGCGUCUGCCACCGCCACCGCCACCGCCGACGACGGCGACGAAGAAGACUAUACCGGGACCGACUCCUCGUCUUACUCCACUGCCACUGCCACCGGUUCCAGUGGUAACGAUGACGUUACAGUCGUCACGUCUACCUUGGCGUCGUCCGACCGCACGGCCGUGAUGACUGUCACAUCCACGGCAUCACCUGAGCUGGGCGUAUCGACCACCACAGCGCAGAGAAAUUCUACGGCGGCAAUGGAGAAGCGAGGAUUCCGCACGAUCAUCUUGGAAAGGGGUAUUUAG